Molecule: messenger RNA, 6341 nt
Organism: Oreochromis niloticus (Nile tilapia)
Lineage: Eukaryota; Metazoa; Chordata; Actinopteri; Cichliformes; Cichlidae
Exons: 12
Coding region: 291-2174 (627 amino acids)
Biological process (GO): immune response; positive regulation of T cell proliferation; T cell costimulation
Cellular component (GO): external side of plasma membrane
Source: RefSeq, a predicted model, not a curated record
CGGUGUUUCCCGACACGAGUCGAGUGGCUCCGAGAGGGAGCAGAGCCCGACAUAUUCUGAACAUCUUCCAAAUGUUGAGCCCGAGUCGUGAAGUGCUGCUCUUGAGGGGGGCGAGGUUGCAAGGGAGGGAGACGACGAGGGAGAAAUCAGGCGACGUCCGCACAGAUUUUCACCUCUGAAAGCAUCCCGACAGUCAGCUCCGUGAAUGCACCGCAGCUCCAGCCGGCCACUCAAAGCGACCCCACAUUGCUUCAGUAAGGUUGAGGUCCAGGCUCUGGGGAGGCCAAUCCAUGACUGAUAUCUACCCAGACGCUAAAGAAUCGACUAUCAUGGGGACAUUCAGAGUGAUCGUGCUUAGCCUUCUGGUCACCACGGCUCUUUCCACCCCCUCAAAAGCUGAUGAGGAAUCUUACACCUUAUUCCACGGAGAGGAUUUCCACAUCCUACUACGCUCCAAAAAUGUGGAGGUCACGUUUCAUAACAAGUCUGCUCCUCGGUCAAAGGAUGUGCACCUGAUGAGGGAAGGCAAAGUGGUCCACAGUCGCCCUAAACUCGACCGCAGCAACACCCACCUCCUUAUAGAGGCUGUGGGUGAGGGAGAUGAGGGCGUGUACACCGUGAAGAAUCUAGAGAAGCCAGACGAUGUCAAACGCAUGUCGCUUACAGUCCGAGAUUGCACCGUUGAGCAGAUGGUCAAAUAUGGAGACAAAUUCAGUAUUCAUUUGUCGGGGGUGAAUCGUCCCAUCACCCUUGAAUACAGAUCCAGAGCUACAGAGGCCCGGGAGACAUCUAAACCAGGUUUGGUGGUGCUGACUGCUGCAGGGACAUCACUGGAGCGCUAUCAGGGCCGUGUCAGCCUCAGUGAAUCUUAUGUCACCCUCAGCGGUGUUACAGAUGCAGACGAGGGUAGCUACACUGUCAGAGAUAACAAAGGUGGUAUUGAACGGAAAGUCUGUCUCAAUGUCAAAGAGCACAAAGAGUUUGUGAAACUGCAACGCGGUAACAAACUGAAGAUCAACCUGAUACUCAACAGCUCCUUGGUGUACCUCUACUACAGCCCCAAGAGUGACUCCACACUGCGCCUGCUGCUGGACAAAGGAGAAUUUACACCUGCCCAAACAGAGCUGGGUUUGGAGAACCGUCUGUCUCUGGAGGGCUCACUGGUCAUUUUGGAUGACGUCAAUGAUAAAGAUGAAGGCCUGUUCACGAUUAAGGACCUACAGAAUUUCACUGUGUCUACUGUCCACUUGGAAAUGAAACCCUAUAAGCUGGAGACACUGUAUGUGGCCAUCAUAGCCCUGUUGGGCCUGCUAGCUUUCCUUCUGCUGGUCUGCCUGCUGUCCUGUCUGAUCAAAGUGAAGAAAAGGGCCAAGAGGGCUGCUGCCCUGGAGAAGAUUGCCCAGAACGCUGGAAAAGAGGAGGAAGGAGAGGCCUUCAGACAGGUGGUCAAGAAUAUCACCAAAAUGAGCGAGGAAUCCAAGCAUUCCCAGGCUGACAACACGGAGAAGUCACAGAGCACUGAGGUGGAUAUUAAAGGUCUCGAGGUUUCCUCUAAAGAAGUCGGAGUUGGUAAUCUAGAGACCAGUGACUCCGGCGUUGGCUUUAACACUGCGCUCCCCCUGGACACUGACACUGAGGCCCCUGAUCAAAUCCCUGACUCUGAGGCUGUAAGCAUCUCUAUUGCUCCUGAAACCAAACCAAGUCCUCCGCCUGCUGCCGAAUCCAAGCCAAGUGCUCCACCAGCUGUCGAAAUUAAGCCCAGUCCUGUACCUGAAACUAAAGUGACCCCAGCUCCUGAGACCAAGAAAACUCCUGAUAAACCUGUGGAGGAAAAGUUGGAUGUGCCCAAAGGAGCAGAUGUUAAACCUAGUCCAGCCCUGAGCCCAGAACCCCAGGCUGAUAAAAAAGCCACCACUCCAACCCCUGAGAGUAAGAGUGCCCUAACUCCCACCCCUGAGCACCCCAAGCCAACCACACCAGAACCUAUUACCAACGGCACGCCCGAGCCUGGACCGGAUUCCAAACUGAGCCCGGAUCACGCUGAUAUUAUCAAAGGCUCAGCUCCAAAAGCAGUCACUCCUAAAACCCCUGAAGUGGAGCUGAAAGCUAGUGGUGCCAUAUUGGAGGCGGGCAAAGAUGGCACCGUAGCUGAGGAUUCAACUACUACCACCUGAGAAGUACCCCUUCAAAAACACAGGAAGCCCCACAGAUCUUCUCCACCGCUCACCACUACUGUAGACAAUCGAACACCCCUUACCAAAUGAUGAGGAAACCACUGCAGCUGGGGCGAGGACCUCGAUUUAACAUGUCUAAUGCCUGAACACAGUAUUACCUUGAUAAUCUCACUUAUCUAUAACUAACACUUAAACCUUUGAGACUUUGUGGCUCAGAAACACUUCACAUAACAAACGUGGCUUUUGAUUGUUAAACAUUUUAGUUGUACACGCCUCGCAGCCUUGUUUUUCUGUUCAUUUUUAAAGUUAAACUGCCAAACUGCAAUUUCAAUCCUUUGCAGAGUUUACAACUAAAAUGUUUACUCCACAUGAGGUCUUUUUCUAAAGUAUCCUAAAAGGUUUGCGACAUUUCAUUGAAACAGCUCACUACAACAGCUUAUUUGACCCUAACUAACCAUCAUUUCUCAUUUUGACGCUUGUUCCUCUAACAGCACGUGAACAGCACAUGGAUGAUAAAAUCUUUCAGCUGGUGUCAUCUUAAGCCUCCUAAAAUAUGUGAUGGCACUGAUAUCAUCAAAAUGAACUAAAAACCCCCUCAGAUCACACUGCUGGUGAAGUUUUAUACAUAGCUCAGUUGUGGAUUUCAUUCACUUGUGCCAGUCUUCUAGAAAAAUCCGCAGUGCAUUAUCACAUUAACCACACACGCACGCAUACUUAUACUAAAAAUACUAACCACAUUAUUUCUAGUCUUUGAGAUUGAGAUUCACACUCCCAGUGGAAAUUUCAGACGAUUAAAUUGUGUUUUGCGGGCUGAUCCCUCAAGUCCGGAUCAUCCACUUUAUUGUCUUUGAUCUGGAUUUCCCCGUAGCUCCAUAAAAAUCCCAGCACUCUUACAAUUUAAUGGGAAACUCACGCCAGCUAAAACUUCCAGCAGCUUAAAGGGACCACCCUGUGCCUGCAGUAUGAAAUAUAAAAUCAAAGUGCGUGGUAAGUUCACAUAGUUAGAGCAUAAUUCUCUUUGUUUCUUCAUUCUUUCCUCUGCUGUUAUCACCACCUUGGUUUUUUCUUUGCCUUUGUUCUCUCGUCUUUUUUUGUUACUACGACCACCAAGGAGGCUGUAUGACUGAUUUGGCUGAUUGAUUAAUUUACAAAAGGUAUUAGCGGACUCAUGUGACAAUUUUAAAAGAGCUGGGCUUGGUCCGUCUUAGAAAUGAUCAGUUAUUGAAUGUCAUCCAAAUCUGGAUCCAGGGACUUUUGAAAAAAAAUUCCUUAGCAUUUUUUGUAUUUCACCCAAUAUCAUCACAAAUAAAAACUGCGAGACUAAUUCGGAGAUAAUCAUGUAAUAUGUAGAGGGGAUUUUAGCCUCAGUGGAGGUCUUUCACUUCUCCUUCCUUUCUUUAUCCUCACACCCCUUUCUUCCUCUCCCUCAUUCUGCUUUCAUUUGCUUGCUUUCAUUUUUGACUGCUUACAUAAAUGCUGUAAAUCUUGGCAGAAACAAAAUAUUUAUGCCUCACUGGCUUCAAAAACCAGCAGUAUGAAGCCUUCAUCAAUUACACUGUCUGUGUAGAGCUGACCUGGUUUUCAGGAUGUCCAGUCAAUGCAAUUUCAGAUGAAACUCUUUUGGUACUUAUGGUAAAGAGGAGGUGUGAAGGGUCAUUUUAAUGUGCACGUCUCUACUUCAUGUUUUAACUGACCGGUGGCAAAGCAGUGACUGUCACUGUUUGAUGUACUGAAACCAUCAAAAAGCAUGUUGGAUCAAAUUCAGUCAUCAAAGUUCAAUCAAAUGGUCAGAGGAAUGUAGGGAAACUAAAAGCAGGUCCAUAUACAGUCAGCUGGCCUUUCUUUAUAGCUUUCCUUACUAAAAGAGUUUUCUUAUGAGUAAAUGAAUAUGAGGUGUUUUGUCAGCAUCUGAAAAAGCCAUAAAAUGAGCUCGAUUUAGAUGUCAGAUUUGAUACCAAGAGCAACAGAAUAAAUAAACUAAAAUUACAAAAAAUACAAAAUGCAAAAAUACAAAAAUAAACUCACGGUGCCUCAGCAUUAGAUGGGUUAACAGCGUCAAUAAGUCAGAUGUAUUACACAUGGACAAAGGUCUUUUAAUGUAACGUGUACAAAGACGUAUACGCCUGCUCUCCAGCCUGGAUCUGUGUGGUGGAACCACAACGCUAUUUGGCAGUACUAACAAAGCUCUUCAUAUAAAUACACACAGAUACAGACACACACAUGUAAAACACAAACAUGGACUCCAGCCUUGUAAAUACUGCAUGUGUAUGCAAGUGUAACCCCUCCCCACCAUGAGGCUGAAUGUUUUUAAUGUGUCAUACUUAAUAUUAAAAAAAGAAAAUCAUUUAAAUUUCUCUACAAACUUAAAUCUAAUAUAUAAAAUAUAUAUAUAAAUAUACACACACAUACUAUAUAUACUAAUAUUCACUAAUGUAUUGAACUAAAUCAACUACCAAAUAUUGUAAAUUCCCAUUGAGACUGUAUUAGCCCAUUUUAGAUCAAUUAUUAUCCGCUGCUGUCAGCACACCGUAUCUCUCACACUAUUUACGUAUUAAUGAUGUUUAACCAGUGUCAUUUACAGCAUUGACUGCAGCAUGCCCACGACACGUUCCGCUUCUAUCGUCCAGACGUUGUGUCAGUGUGCGCGAAUACAGGAGUGGUGUUUUUAAUGUCGCCAUCGUUGUGUGCGUUUUAAAGUCCGUAUGCCUAUGAUGCACGUAUCUAUAAGUGCGCGUGUGAUUUAUGAGCGAGUGUGUGCUGAAUCUAUGCACAAGGAGUUUGUACAGAAAGGAAACUCUUAUGUGUGCUUCUCCAUUUGUUGUGAGUAAAGUAUCCAUGUGCCUGCUUCAGUCGUCUUGCAGUGUGAAGAGAAAAAAACAAAAAGUGCAGUGUUUAAAUCAUGAGUGUGAAUGUGAUGGAAGCCACAAGAAUAUUGUAAAAACGUAUUGUAACUUUGAGAUAUUCAAGUGACUCUUUGUCUUUGUUUUAGUGCCUAAAAUGUAUAUUCGAUAGUUGGCCUGUGCUCUGUCGUUAGCCACAUCCUAAUGGCACCUUUUUAGUGAGGAGGAUGUUCACUGAUCCAGAAUAUGCAGUUUGCACACCUGAAUGAACAAAGCAAAAAUUACCGGCUAACCUAAGAUGUGUUAAUGUGGAAGAAAUGUGUGUGAUCAAAGUGAUUAGAGCCUGACCGAUAUAUCACCAGAAAGAUUUUUCUUCAAUAUUACUCAAAAUCUGUGACUGAGUCAUAAAAUCAGCAGGAAAGUGUUUACAGAGGUCAACCCAGAAAGCUGUUUUCCUAUAGACUUCUAUAGGACCUGAUGCCUUUUUGCAACCACAGCAUCUGGUAGCCUUGUGGUAGAUUGCAGAUUCAAGGGUCAACAUUUGGAACGCUAAAAAAGCUGAUCCGACUCAAGACAAAAAUAUAUAUUUAUUUUUAAACUGCAUUGUCAAAUUAGAAAUAACCACACAUGACAAAUUUUGCAGAAAUCUGUUUAUGUUUGAUGUGUCUGAAAGAAAAAAGCAUUUUUAAAUCACCAAGUAUUGCUUCCGGUCUUUAAAGUCUUUUGUUGGUUGGGCUCUAAAAGAGAUGAAAAGAGUCCGAUUUAAUUGUAGGCAGCAUACAAGUAAAGCGUGUUUCCAUUAACAGUGUCUGUGGGUUAGUUUGGAGUUUGUGAGUGAGUUCAUGAUAGCAGCAGAUGAAUGACAAAGCUUUGUGUGGGCAAUGCUUUGGGUUAUGUUGUUGUAAGCGGUUAACGAGAGGUGGCUAAAACUGCAUUUCCACACAACGCCACUACUGUGUGCUGUCAGUGAUUGCAAUAGAAAGCCACUUAGAGCGAGUAUGAGUGUGAGAGAGGCAGACGGUGAGUGGAAGGAAGAGUUAUUACAGCUAAUUGGUGCCAGAGGGAUUGUGGUUUCAUACACACCUCUGAUUAGAGAAAACCCCACCACUUUUAAGACCACUGGUACUCCUUGCACUAUGUGAGUUGUCUCUGCUCUGAUCCUCUCUAAUUCCUGCUCCUGGCCUGGUUGUGGUGUGAUGUCCCACAUGGUCUCCCUCUCUCUCUCUGUACUCCCUUUUUGCACAACACUUCACACAGAUGUUUUGUAAAGACAAUAUCUUUAUUUCAUGUCUAAAGGAAUACUAAGAAUAAACAAAAGAUUAUGACA